Messenger RNA from Archocentrus centrarchus (flier cichlid), 3250 nucleotides. RefSeq names its product tumor necrosis factor receptor superfamily member 1A. Gene Ontology annotation, molecular function: protein binding. The transcript is spliced from 16 exons. Lineage: Eukaryota; Metazoa; Chordata; Actinopteri; Cichliformes; Cichlidae. Gene Ontology annotation, biological process: signal transduction. The record is from RefSeq and is a predicted model, not a curated record. Gene Ontology annotation, cellular component: plasma membrane. Bases 200 to 1948 code for a protein of 582 amino acids.
UGACACCGUAAAACACGCGCUCACACACGUAUGCAAGCUAAUUUGAGUCAGCUUUAAAGGAAAUCUGUGGAUCAGCUGAAGGGAGAAUUCUUCCUGCUGGUGUCCACGUUGAGCGGUAACUCUGUUUUUGUGUCAGAUUAAAUGAGUGAAUUUUAGCGACAAUUAGUUGUUUUACUUCCACGCUGCCUGCUCGCCCAACAUGGAUCUCAUCUUGGUGUUCCCACUGAUUCUUGCACUGAUUUCCUGUGGACAGAGUCACACUAAUGGGACAGGAGAAACUAGUGAUUCGUGUUACAAAUUGUGCCGAGCUGGAUAUCAUAAAGUUGGUACCUGUGAUGAUCCAGUUCAAAAGUACAAAUGCAAGAAAUGCGAGAAUGGCACUUUCACGGAAAUAGAAAACUACAAAGAGAAAUGCUUUAGGUGUGACUCAUGUAAUCUUGAUGAGAUAGUACAACAGCCCUGCUCGUAUAAAAGCAACAUAGUAUGUGACUGUAAAGCGGGAUACUACAAUUCAGGAUCUGACUAUCUGAGGCACUGCAAGAAAUGUUCCUGUAAAAAUUGUCGAAAGAAUGAUGACUACAGGAGGAGUGACAAAAUGUCAGUCCUGACCCAUUAUGAGUAUAUUGAGUAUCCCUGCUCACACAGGAGCAUCUUCUUUAACAUGUUACCUCAGAUCUUCAGACCUCAGUUUUUGUUUCAGGUGUUCCCACUGAUCCUUGCACUGAUUUCCUGUGGACAGAGUCACACUGAGGGGACAGGAGAAACUAAUAACUCAUGUUACAAAUUGUGCCCGGCUGGAUAUCAUAAAGUUGGUACCUGUGAUGAUCCAGUUCAAAAGAACAAAUGCAAGCAAUGUGAGGAUGGCACAUUCACGGAAAUAGAAAACUCCAAAGAGACGUGUUUGAGGUGUGACUCCUGUGAUCAUGAUCAGAAGGAAAUGAAGAGCUGCUCCUUUAAUAGGAACGUAGUAUGUGGCUGUAAAGCAGGAUACUACAACUCAGGGUCUGCAAUGUUACUGAACUGCAUAAAAUGCACCUGUCCAGAUCCUUCAAAGAAUGCUGACCACACAAAGAUGUGCCAAGACUGCGAGAGGCCAGAGUGUCAGAAUGACUCAGAAUUCAAGAAGCAAUGUGAGACAAAUCCACCUACAACUGCAUCUACAACCACAGUGACAAAUGAAACAUUUAUCUCUACAACUGUUAGACCAGCUUCAGCUCCAACUCCAGCUCCAACUGAAGCUCCAUUUUCAAGACCCUCGGCUUUCACGAGCACAUCAAAUCCGCAUAUAAGACCUAUUCCAACUAACUUAGGGCAGAACCCAACAAUUUUUCUUGUAGUGGUUGUGGCGACCUUUCUGUUGCUCCCAUGGCUCCUGCUGCUCUUCGCCAUGAAGAUACUCCGACGCAAAGACGGUUCUCCUUGCUGGAGCAAAAGCAAAGAUGCUGAAGACCCCAAAAACGAACAACCCAGUCAUCAAGGCGGUAACCCGACCACACAGACACUCACAGCAUCUGAGGGAACUCCCAUGAUGCCUCUCAUUCAGAAUCCAGCCACAUCAGACCAUCCUACCUACAUUAGCUCUGUAAUGCCAGUCAGUGACCUCAUAGUUGUCAGACAAGAUGUCCAGUCAGAUCACUGGCCGGCCAUUGUCCUCUACGCGAUCAUCAAGGAGGUACCCUUGCAUAGGUGGAAGGAGUUCUUGCGUUUGCUCAAGGUGGCAGACCAGCAGCUGGAGCGAAUCGAGCUGGAGGCUGGUUUCACUCUUGGUUCCAUGGAGAAGCAGUACCAGAUGCUGAGGCUGUGGAGCCAGCGGUCUUCCGCCAAGCUCAGCGAUGUUUUCUCAGCCUUACACUACAUGGAUUUAUCCGGCUGUGCCCAGCUGCUACAGGAAAACCUGGAGAAGCUGCAGGGGAGGCCUGAGCAGAGGCAGGCAUUCACAGCCUUUUGAAUGGAGCAGCACGGGACAACUGAGGCUGUACCUGGUGGCGCAAGUGUAAUGCUAUCUAUAAUAUGACUGGAAACAUAAAUUAUUCAGCCAUGGGUGCCAGUGUGAAAGACUAGACACUUUCUGGAAGAGACAUUACUGUCUGUAGCUAUAUGGUACAACCACAGAAACCUGGAAUGAUGUCACUGAGUAACAAAAAUUACAAAUGACAAGUUGGAGAAGGGUGAAAAUCUGAUAGGCUGGAUUGUUUGAUUCAGACAGAAACUUAAAAUGUUGAAUAUAAAUGUGUGAAGUCAUUGAUUUGUCACAGUGCAAAAGGCAGUUUUGAACACAACGUUGCUUCCUCAAACACAUGUGAUAACCAUAACAUUGUUAGCAUUUUUUUAGGAACCACAUCAUACCUCUUAACACACAUAGUGUUUUUGUACUCUACAGUGGGUGGAUAAAGUAAAUAAUAAAAAAAAAUAUCAUUCAGGGAAGUCCCCUUCCAUUCACUCUUGGCAGCUGUAAAGAAAAAGAAAAAAAAGGGGUUAGUAUACAACUUAACCUCCAGUUUUUGUGUGGUGUCUCUUAAAUGCCAGCAGUGGACGCCGUGGUUUUACAGCAGUACUGUAAUGUAAGGGUUGUGUAAAGAGUAGGCAAGGAAGCUGUACUUCCUUGAUGUAGUGUACAUGAUUAUUUUACCUCCAAGAGUAUGUGCUUGAUAUUAUUUUCCUCUUGACUAGUGAAAGGAAAGACUUCUUCAGUUUGAAUAUUUAAACUGUGUGUGUGUGUGUAAUCACUCUGUGAACAUCUAUGAUGUUUGCGCAGCACUGUAGUAGGCAGAACAGUUUGCCAUGUCUGACAUCUCCCUCAUCUUGUUGUGACAUGAAAGUCUGGCAUAACUACUCAGCUACUGAUUCUACUUGUGCACCUUCACAGAGGAAGAAAACUGAAAUCCCCAAAGGACGUCAGUUUUUCAGUUUCCUGCAACUAAAUGGUGUCAAUGUGCAGUAGACUGGGUUUUUCCUCACCACACAUAUUCCAUUUAAACGGAUGGUUCUCAUUUGUGGUGUUUGGGUAUCUCACUUUGAGAGUUUUUUUUUGUUGUUGUUUGUGUAUGUGUGUCAUUUCAGUUCACUGACAGUAAAGGCCUUGGAUUUUCCAGUUUAAGGUGUUUAUUUAAGAAUGUUUUAAUGGGAAUCUAGGUCAUUGUGCUUGCGAUCUAAAUAUUUGUACAUGUUUUACAGUUUACAGUAUUUUUGUUUAUUUAUGAAUUAAGAUUUUUCUCCCCUCUGUGGUCUUCAGUGGUACAGAUUUAUGACA